UCCCCCCGCGGUGACAGUUUCUAGAAGCUCGUCCCGGCGUCCUUUGCGGCCCCAACAUGGAGGAGCUGACGGUGGAAGUGCGCGGCUCCAACGGGGCCUUCUACAAGGGGUUUAUCAAAGAUGUUCAUGAGGACUCCCUCACAGUUGUAUUUGAAAACAAUUGGCAACCAGAGCGCCAGGUGCCCUUCAAUGAGGUCAGGUUACCACCACCCCCUGAUAUCAAGAAGGAAAUCGGUGAAGGAGAUGAGGUGGAGGUUUAUUCUAGGGCAAAUGACCAAGAACCUUGUGGCUGGUGGCUGGCAAAAGUUCGAAUGAUGAAAGGAGAGUUUUAUGUUAUUGAAUACGCUGCUUGUGAUGCCACUUACAAUGAAAUUGUCACUUACGAACGACUCCGACCUGUGAAUCAGAACAAAACUGUCAAAAAGAACACCUUCUUCAAAUGCACAGUGGAUGUUCCUGAAGACCUGAGAGAUGCGUGUGCUAAUGAAAAUGCACAUAAAGAUUUCAAGAAAGCUGUGGGAGCAUGUCGAAUUUUUUAUCAUGUUGAAACUGCUCAACUAAUAAUACUGUCUGCCAGUGAAGCAACAGUGAAGAGAGUGAACAUCCUCAGUGACAUGCACCUGCGCAGCAUUCGCACCAAACUCAUGCUGAUGUCAAGAAAUGAGGAAGCUACAAAACACUUGGAGUGCACAAAGCAGCUUGCUGCAGCAUUUCAUGAGGAGUUUGUAGUCAGAGAAGAUUUAAUGGGACUUGCUAUAGGAACUCAUGGCAGUAAUAUACAACAAGCCAGAAAGGUUCCAGGAGUUACAACCAUUGAACUUGAAGAGGAUACCGGUACUUUCAGAAUCUAUGGAGAGACUGCUGAGGCAGUAAAAAAGGCCAGAAGUUACUUGGAAUUUGUGGAGGAUUUUAUUCAAGUUCCCAGAAAUCUUGUUGGAAAAGUUAUUGGAAAAAAUGGAAAAGUGAUUCAGGAGAUUGUAGACAAGUCUGGAGUCGUCAGGGUGAGAAUUGAAGGAGACAAUGAAAAUAAGCUGCCCCGUGAAGAUGGAAUGGUACCGUUUGUAUUUGUUGGUACUAAAGAAAGCAUUGGGAAUGUCCAAGUUCUGUUGGAAUAUCACAUCGCAUAUCUAAAGGAGGUAGAACAACUAAGACUGGAAAGGCUCCAAAUCGAUGAACAGCUGCGCCAGAUUGGGAUGGGCUUCAGGCCUUCCUCUACUCGAGUUCCUGAGAAGGAGAAGGGUUACACCACUGAUGAGAGCACCCUCUCCUCAGUGCAAGGCUCCAGGUCCUACAGCGGGCGGGGCAGAGGCCGCAGGGGCCCCAAUUACACAUCUGGUUACGGUACAAACUCUGAGCUCUCUAAUCCCUCUGAAACAGAAUCUGAGAGAAAAGAUGAACUUAGUGACUGGUCCUUGGCAGGAGAAGAUGACAGGGAGAGCAGGCACCAACGAGACAACAGACGACGUCCCGGGGGACGAGGACGUAGCGUGUCUGGAGGUCGUGGGCGUGGGGGACCUCGUGGUGGAAAGUCAUCCAUUAGCUCUGUGCUUAAAGACCCGGACAGCAACCCUUACAGCUUGCUGGAUAACACGGAGUCAGACCAGACCGUGGACACCGACGCCAGCGAGUCCCACCACAGCAGCAACCGCCGCAGGAGGUCACGCCGGCGAAGGACUGAUGAAGAUGCUGUUCUUAUGGAUGGAAUGACAGAGUCUGAUACAGCUUCUGUUAAUGAGAAUGGUUUAGAUGAUAGUGACAAAAAACCCCAGCGACGCAAUCGUAGCCGCAGGCGUCGCUUCAGGGGUCAGGCAGAAGAUAGACAGCCAGUAACAGUAGCUGAUUAUAUAUCACGAGCUGAAUCUCAAAGUAGACAGAGAAAUCCUCCAAAGGAGACAGUAGCCAAAACCAAGAAAGAAACGGCAAAAGAUGCGAUUGAUGAAAACAGCCCUUCUGAAAAGGCAGUGAAUGGUCCUGCCACCACCUCUGGGGAUGAGCCUUCUAAACUACAGCACAGCCCUGAUGAAAAGAAAGUCACUGUUCAGGAGGAUGCAAAUAAUCAGGAAGAAGCAGUGCUGAAUGGUGUUUCAUAAACUGAAGUUCCUAGUUUACAGUUCUUUUACAUUACAUUUAAAAUAGUGCUUGUAUAAGCUUGCCAAAGAUAGAAUAUGGAUCGCCAGUCGUGACACCGCACUUUCAGUUCCUCCAUUUUGGAAUACAGAAAGGGGAGGGAUCCUGGAGAAAUCAUAUGUUAAACAUACUUUGACACCUACUGUGUUAUAAAUAUAUCAUCAGAUGUGCCUUGAGAUAGUAUAUGUAACAUUUAAAUAAACAAAAUUGCUGGCUAUA
This is a messenger RNA of Corvus hawaiiensis (hawaiian crow), 2346 nucleotides long. RefSeq names its product FMR1 autosomal homolog 1 (gene FXR1). Gene Ontology annotation, biological process: regulation of mRNA stability; positive regulation of protein phosphorylation; regulation of dendritic spine development. Bases 57 to 2090 code for a protein of 677 amino acids. The transcript has 17 exons. The record is from RefSeq and is a predicted model, not a curated record. Gene Ontology annotation, molecular function: translation regulator activity; mRNA 3'-UTR binding; protein homodimerization activity. Gene Ontology annotation, cellular component: neuronal ribonucleoprotein granule; dendritic spine; membrane. Lineage: Eukaryota; Metazoa; Chordata; Aves; Passeriformes; Corvidae.